Messenger RNA from Sungouiella intermedia, 927 nucleotides. NCBI's taxonomy places the organism in Eukaryota, Fungi, Ascomycota, Pichiomycetes, Serinales, Metschnikowiaceae. The record is from the annotation of a GenBank genome assembly.
AUGUCGUCUGAUUCUUACGCCGCUGUCCCUCCUGUCUCUUCCGACAGCUUUGCUGCCUCCCAAGGCUCCUCCGCGGGCUCCACCCCAAUCACCUCUAUCUCGCCAUGUGCUUUGCUCACCUGGCAAGAUCCAGUCGCCACCGGUAAGGUGUUUGGUGCCCUCAUUGGUGCUCUCAUCUUGUUCAAAGUCAAUGUUGCACCCCUCGUGUUCCAUGGAUUGUACAUUGGCCUUUUGGUUGCCGCUGCUGCCGAGUACGCCGGCAAGUUGUUGACGGGCCAAGGUUUCGUCACCAAGUACCUUGGUAACAGACCAAAGUCCCACUCUCAGACCUUCAGAAAGCAAGUUUUGCCUGCUGUUGGCGAUGUUGCUGGUGCUCUUGAGGCUUACGUCCACAAGGUAGCUUUUGCUCAGGACAUUGAGUCCACUUUGAAGGCUGCCGGUGUGUCUUACAUCCUCUACAAGCUCACCUCGUGGUUUUCCGUGUACUCCCUUUUGAUCGUGACUGUGUUGUUGGCCUUCUCGUUCCCUCCUUUCUACCAGGCCAACAAGAAGGAAAUUGAUGCUGCUGUGGCUCAAUACACCAAGAUUGUCAAGGACAAGACCUCUGAGUACACUGCUCUUGCCCACAAGAAGGCUGCUCCACAUCUCGAGACCUUGUCUAAGAAGUCUGGUCCUCUUGGCUCGUUCAUCCAGUCCAAGUUCCCAACCAGAACCGCUGGUUCCACCGUCAACUCUCCAACUGCUGCCACUACUGCCCCAGUUUCCACCUCUGCCACCACUAAGCCUGUCGUCGAGCCUGCCACUGGUGUGUCCACUGGAUCUUCUUUCCCUCUGGUUCCUCAGUCUGCUCCUUCUGGCGUUUCUGAGAUCAUCGAGGAUGGUCAGGCUCACGCCACAAAGACCCAUGCUCAGUUGUCGGACUUAUAA